AUGGAUGCUUUAAUAUCAUCAUCAACUGCUGAUUAUACAAUAGCUCAUACUGUAAUUCUUAAAUGGGUAUCUGAACAAUCUGCAUAUUCUGAAUCAACAAUUAACCUCAAACAAAAACAAUCGAAUUGA
Molecule: messenger RNA, 129 nt
Organism: Diversispora eburnea
Lineage: Eukaryota; Fungi; Glomeromycota; Glomeromycetes; Diversisporales; Diversisporaceae
Source: the annotation of a GenBank genome assembly